AAGUAAAUAUUUUCUAGACAUGUUAACCUUAUUUUUCUUGGAAAUUUAGAGGCUCUUAUCGAUGUGGUCAACUAAUCGCUUCUUUUAAGGAAUUUUAAUCUUCUAGAUCUUAAAUAGAAGAUUUUUUUUUAGUUUUGUUUACUCAAAGGAUCAAAAAUGGCGAUUUUUAUGAUUUGAGAAAAAUGGGAGAACGCAAAGGAACAAACUUAUACUAUCCACCGGACUACGAUCCGCGUAUGGGUGGAUUAAACAAAUUUAUGGGUACCCAUGCCCUCCGUGAGCGAGCACGUAAAUUACAUAUGGGAAUAUUAAUAAUAAGAUUUGAAAUGCCAUUUAAUAUAUGGUGUAAUGGAUGUAACAAUCAUAUUGGCAUGGGAGUAAGAUAUAAUGCCGAGAAGAAAAAAAUAGGAAUGUACUACAGCACUCCGCUGUAUAUGUUCAGAAUGAAGUGUCAUUUGUGUGAUAAUCAUUUUGAAAUAAAAACUGACCCAGCUAAUCUAACUUAUAUAGUAGAAACUGGAGCGCGUCGCCAAGAAAAUCGUUGGGACCCAACAGAAAAUGAACAGAUUGUACCAGAAGAAAAAGAAGUAUCAAAAAGACUCUAUGAUGAUCCGAUGUUCAAAUUGGAGCACUCGAUGGACGAUAAGAAGAAAGCUAAAUCACAGAAUACUACUUUAAAUGCUAUAAUUGCUAAUAAUGAACAGUUUAAAGAUGACUAUGCGAUAAAUUCUUCGCUACGAGCUGCAUUUAGAGUGAAGAAAAAAGAAUUACAAGAACGUAAAAGCUUGUCAUUAAAAAUGGGGCUAUCGAACGUAAACCUCGUUGACGAACACGCUGAAGAUGUAAAGCUAGCUCAACUAUUGAUGCAGAAUAAAAAAAGUAAUGGGAACAAAUCAAUUUAUUCGCCUUUAAAAAGGCUCGUAAAUUCCAGCCAUGUUCAUAAAAUUAAAAAACAAAUGGCACCCUCGACUUUGAAGGUGAGUAUAGUCAAAAAAGAUAAAAUUCAAGGAGAUAGUACUUGCAAAGCAAGUACUAAAUUAAGUACUAGUACUUCUCUAGUUAAUUAUGAUUCAUCUAGCUCCGACAGUUCAUAAAAUAAAUUAUAAUAAAAAUAAUAAGAUUUA
This is a messenger RNA of Cotesia glomerata, 1124 nucleotides long. RefSeq names its product coiled-coil domain-containing protein 130 homolog. The transcript is spliced from 4 exons. Bases 183 to 1094 code for a protein of 303 amino acids. Lineage: Eukaryota; Metazoa; Arthropoda; Insecta; Hymenoptera; Braconidae. The record is from RefSeq and is a predicted model, not a curated record. Gene Ontology annotation, biological process: mRNA splicing, via spliceosome. Gene Ontology annotation, cellular component: post-mRNA release spliceosomal complex; U2-type spliceosomal complex.